AUGGCUUCAAUGGCCCUUCUACCUUCCGCGGCCUCGCCGCUGCAGGCCUUUGUUAGGGCUCAAUUCCUCACAAAGCCAGCUCCACCACCUCUGUCAACAUGUCUCGCCGGGCAGACAGCCAUUGUCACGGGAGCGAACACCGGUAUUGGUCUUGCUGCGGUUGGCAGUCUUCUCAGAUAUCACGCUUCCCACAUCAUUAUGGCGUCGCGAUCCUUAGAAAAGGGAGAAGCCGCCGCUGCUCCGCUCCGCAGGCAGUACCCCGACGCUCAAAUCGAAGUAUGGCAGCUCGAUAUGCUCUCUUACGGGUCUAUCCAAGACUUUGCUAAAAGCUGCAGCAAUCUGGCUCGACUCGACAAGGUUAUCCUCAACGCAGGCGUGGCCAUGGGCAAUUUCGUCAUCAACAAAACUACCGGCCACGAAGCGACCUUUCAGGUCAACUACCUGUCCACCGCGCUCCUGGCCAUUCUUCUUCUUCCCAUUCUCAAGUCAAAACGACAAGCUCGUGCCCCGGGAAGAAUCACCAUAGUCGCCUCCGGGUUGGCGCUCCAAUCCCAAUUCGCCAACCGCAACGCUAUCCCUCUCAUACCAUCGUUUGACAAUCCAACGGGCUGGGGAGUUGCAGCCUCAUUGGAGCGGUACGGUCUGACCAAGACACUCGUGCUUAUGUUGGUUCAGAAGCUCAGCGAGAACGUGGAUUCUAGUGAGGUCACCAUCAACGCUAUAGAACCGGGACUAGUCGGGGGCUCUGGCCUACAGCAGCAUGCUCCAGCUUAUCUUCGGGCCAUCUUCCGUCUUGUCCACUCAAUUGCAGCGCGAUCAACCGAGCAAGGCGCUUGGGCAUACGUGGAUGCAGUCGCGGUAAAGGGCCAAGAGAGCCACGGUGGCCUGGUGCUGAACUGGAACAUUCAUCCGUUUCACCCUAUGAUGUAUGAGCCAAACGGCAAGCAGGUCACAGAGAGACUGUGGGGAGAGACAAUGCAGGAACUAGAAUUUUCCAACGCGCAGGGCAUCAUAGAUUCAAUGCGCUUUGCGCAUUGA
Penicillium coprophilum is the source of this 1038-nucleotide messenger RNA. Its product is annotated as Short-chain dehydrogenase/reductase SDR. Bases 1 to 1038 code for a protein of 345 amino acids. The record is from RefSeq and is a predicted model, not a curated record. NCBI's taxonomy places the organism in Eukaryota, Fungi, Ascomycota, Eurotiomycetes, Eurotiales, Aspergillaceae. The transcript has a single exon.